CCUUCGCGUUGACAACAGCUGAAAUAAGUCAUUGAAUUGAAACGACGAGGCAUCAGUAACACCGUAUUGUAUUACGGCCGACCAGGGCAAUAUUUGAAGACGGAGAUAAACAAGGUCAAGGUUAUAAUACUUGCACGGCGAAUUUUAUGGCACCAGACCUACUACAACUAAUACUAUAUUGGACGUCUCUGGAGCACCGGUCCAUUGCCAUAUUGGUACUGAAAGAAUUAGCUUCAUGCUUGAAUGGGAAUCAUUAUGUAAAAUGGGAAAAUAAUACAAGAUAUUAAAAGUCAUUUGCACCAAAGUUUUAGAAGCAUAUAGAAAUUGUUUUUGAAUACAAAAUGUUGCGUCUUCAGCGCCAAGUGACCAAAAUCCAUCAAGCCACUGGUAAUAAUCUUUCGCAGGUUAUUUUGAAUCAUGAACCCAAAGGGAGGCCACUCCAGUACAACCAACUAUACAGAACAUAUAAAUCACAGACGUCACAAGAACUUACAAAUGCUCCUAUUAAAAAAUUACUGGUGGCCAAUAGAGGUGAAAUUGCAAUACGAGUGUUCCGAGCAUGUACAGAAAUGAACAUAAGAACAGUGGCUAUUUAUUCAGAACAAGAUAUGAUGCACAUGCAUCGACAGAAAGCUGAUGAAUCAUAUUUAAUAGGAAAAGGUCUUCCACCUGUAGCUGCUUAUCUUAAUAUACCAGAAAUAAUACACAUAGCAAAGGAGAAUGGAGUUGAUGCAGUACAUCCAGGUUAUGGGUUUUUAUCAGAAAGAUCAGAUUUUGCUCAAGCAUGCGUUGAUGCUGGUAUUAAUUUUAUUGGUCCAUCACCAGAAGUUGUCAGAAAGAUGGGAGAUAAAGUAGAAGCUCGUCAAGCUGCUAUUCAAGCAGGAGUACCUGUGGUUCCUGGUACUGAUGGACCUGUCAAAUCUGCUGGAGAAGCCGUUCAGUUCUGCAAGGAUCAUGGUCUUCCUGUUAUAUUUAAAGCUGCGUUUGGUGGAGGUGGUCGUGGUAUGCGAGUUGUACGAGAAUUAGAUGAAAUUGAGGAGAAUUUUAAUCGUGCUACAUCUGAGGCACUAACAGCUUUUGGUAAUGGUUCCUUAUUUUUAGAAAAAUUUAUAGAAAGACCAAGACAUAUAGAGGUACAAAUAUUAGGUGAUAGUCAUGGUAAUGUGAUACAUUUGUAUGAAAGAGAUUGUUCUGUUCAAAGACGUCAUCAAAAGGUUGUGGAAAUUGCACCAGCCCCUCAUCUAGACCCAGCAAUUAGAGACAGAAUGACGGCAGACGCAGUCAAGCUUUGUAGACAUGUCGGUUAUGAAAAUGCUGGUACUGUUGAGUUUUUAUUGGAUAACACAGGCAAUUUCUUUUUCAUUGAAGUAAAUGCUAGAUUACAGGUUGAACACACUGUUACAGAGGAAGUCACUGGAGUAGAUUUAGUACAGUCUCAGAUAAGAAUAGCUGAAGGACAUAAACUAGAGGCAUUAAAAUUAGCUCAGGAUAAUAUUAAACUAAACGGCUGUGCUAUUCAGUGUAGAAUGACUACAGAAGAUCCUGCUAAAAAGUUUCAACCAGACACUGGUAGAAUAGAGGUAUUUAGAAGUGGAGAAGGUAUGGGUAUACGAUUAGAUAGUGCGUCUGCUUUUGCUGGGGCUAUUGUCUCUCCCUAUUAUGACUCAUUGUUGGUAAAAAUUAUUGCCAAAGCUCGAGAUCAUGAAUCUGCAGGUGCCAAAAUGUUGAGAGCUCUGAGAGAAUUUAGGAUUCGAGGUGUCAAGACGAAUAUACCAUUCCUGUUAAAUGUAUUGGAGAAUGAAACAUUCAUGUCCGGAGCUGUAGAUACUUAUUUUAUUGAUGAAAAUCCACAAUUAUUCCAAUUUCAACCAAGUCAAAAUAGAGCUCAAAAACUUUUACACUAUAUGGGUCAAGUAAUGGUAAAUGGUCCAUCGACACCCUUGGCAACCAAGUUAGAACCGUCUGAAACACUACCGACCGUACCUGAAGUUCCUGUAGAUGGCACAAGGGGAGUUGCCAAAAAACCACCAGCAGGGUGGAGGGAUAUUCUUAUCAAAGAAGGCCCUGAAGGAUUUGCUAAGAAAGUUCGACAACACAAUGGACUAUUGCUUAUGGAUACAACGUACCGUGAUGCCCAUCAGUCGCUAUUGGCAACACGAGUUAGAAGUUAUGAUCUCAAUAGAAUAUCUCCAUAUACGGCACAUAAUUUUAAUAAUUUAUUCAGUUUGGAAAAUUGGGGAGGAGCUACAUUUGAUGUUGCACUUCGAUUCUUACACGAAUGCCCGUGGGAGAGACUGGAUACUUUACGUAAAUUAAUUCCAAAUAUACCAUUCCAAAUGUUACUACGUGGUGCUAAUGCUGUAGGCUAUACCAAUUAUCCUGAUAAUGUAGUUUUCAAAUUCUGUGAGUUGGCUGUUAAACAUGGAAUGGAUAUUUUCCGUAUAUUCGACUCCCUCAACUAUUUACCCAACAUUAAAGUUGGUAUGGAAGCUGUAGGAAAUGCAGGUGGUGUUAUUGAAGCUGCUAUAUCAUAUACUGGUGAUGUGUCAGAUCCAACAAAAACUAAAUAUAAUCUACAAUAUUAUGAAGAUCUGGCUGGAGAAUUGGUUAAAGCUGGAACUCAUAUUCUCAGUAUUAAGGAUAUGGCUGGAUUAUUGAAACCAAAAGCAGCACAUCUAUUAGUGUCUUCACUGCGGGACAAGUUUCCUGAUGUACCUAUACAUGUUCAUACCCACGAUACAGCAGGAGCAGGAGUGGCAGCCAUGUUAGCAGCAGCUGAAGCUGGAGCUGAUGUUGUAGAUGUGGCUGUUGAUUCUAUGUCUGGUAUGACAUCACAGCCUAGUAUGGGAGCUGUUGUCGCAGCUUUAGAAAGAACAGAUUUAGAUACAGGUUUAAAGCUUGAUAAUGUAUCUGCAUACUCAGCAUAUUGGGAACAAACAAGGAAUCUGUAUGCACCAUUUGAAUGUUGUGUUACUAUGAAGAGUGGUAAUUCAGAUAUUUAUAUCAAUGAAAUUCCAGGUGGACAGUACACCAAUCUACAGUUCCAGGCAUUUAGUCUUGGGUUAGCUGAUCAGUUUGAAGAAGUAAAGAAAAUGUAUUCAGUUGCCAAUAAAUUACUGGGAGAUAUACCAAAGGUAACUCCAUCGUCCAAAGUAGUUGGUGAUAUGGCUCAGUUUAUGGUUCAGAAUAAACUUACAGCAGAAAUGGUAGAAGAAAGAGCAGAAGAGUUAUCUUUCCCUAGUUCUGUAAUAGAAUAUUUUCAAGGGCUAUUGGGACUACCACCAGGUGGAUUUCCAGAACCUUUACGAUCAAGGAUUUUACGUGGAGCUAAAACAUUUGAUGAACGACCAGGUGCUUCACUUCCACCAUUGGAUUUUGACGCACUGAAAAGUUCUCUUGAAGAAAAACAUGGUAGAAAAAUUAAGGAGGUAGAUUUAAUGAGUGCUGCCCUCUAUCCUACCGUUACAGAUAAUUAUUUAGAUUUUAUAGAUAAAUAUGGACCAGUUAAUACUUUAGAUACCAGAAUGUUUUUAGCUGGACCAAAAGUAGCACAGGAAACAGAGGUUGAAAUAGAAAGAGGUAAAACAUUAUCUAUUAAGACUCUAGCUGUUGGUGAUCUCAAUAAAACUGGUGCUAGAGAAGUUUUCUUUGAAUUAAAUGGACAACUGAGAUCUGUAUUGAUUAAAGACGAAGAAGCCAUGAAGGAAAUGCACUUUCACCCUAAAGCUAUUAAAGGAGUGUUGGGAUCUGUUGGUGCCCCUAUGCCAGGGGAGAUAAUUGACAUCAAGGUUAAGGUUGGAGACAAGGUCAAGAAGGGCCAACCCAUAGUUGUUCUGAGUGCUAUGAAAAUGGAAAUGGUUGUAAAUGCUCCUAUGGCAGGUACUAUCAAGGGUAUGACUAUAACGAAGGGAAUGAAACUUGAAGGUGACGAUCAUAUGUUGGAUAUUGAAUGAAGAUAUAAGAUUUGACCACUAGGAAAUAUGAGGAUUAUAAAGCUGAAUAUGUUGAUAUGUAAUAUAAGAAAAGUUGAAAUAUAUGUCUAAGAACAUGGAAUGGACAGUAUUAGUCCAUUAAUUUCAGGUGUUAAUGAAUAGCAUAAAGACUUAAAGCGGCAUUAUGGAAGAUUAGAUAAAGAGCUGACAGUUCUCGCUAUUAUAGUUAAAUAAUAGAAAAUUUCAGUCCUGAUUUCAAAAACACUGUAGCCUUGAUUGUCAUUGUUACCAUUGUUACGAUAAUAAACAAAGUAUCGAUCAUCCAUUUUUACAGUUAAUCAUCAACAUCCGAUGAACUGCAGAUCAGAUUCAAAUCUGUUGAAAAUUGGACCCAUCAGAUGGCAUUGAGAGUUAAUUAUGUUAUUAAAUGUCUAAUUAAUAGUUUAUAUAACAACUAAGGCCGAAAGGAAAAACCUGCAGUGGGCAGAUUUAGCCCUUGCAUAAUGCCUGUUUAAGUUUUAUAAUAAAACUUGGUGUGUACACCAAUGGAUAAAAUGAAAGUUAAUCUAUGAGUUGGGUUGGAGAAUAUAAUUAUGGAAUAUGGAUAAUAUUUUGUUAAUAUAUUUAAUAGGUAAAAGAAUAUCCUGAUAGACUUUAGUAAUUUGAAAUAUCAAACUAUCAUUACGUAAUUGAGUACUUCAUUGAUUUUAAUGUAUAUUAGGUGUUUCUGUUCAUUUCUGCUCACAUAGAAAGCUUUUAGAAAGCACAUUAAAUGCCUUUUGUGAACAGUGAAAAAUACUUGUAUACAUUUUGUUUUUAAAGAUCUACGCAAUAUAAAUAAAUAUAAUAACUCAUCGAGUUAUCUAAGUGCUAUAUGUAAACUCAUAAACUUUAUGAUUAGGAAGAUUAUAAAAUUACCCAAAAGCAUAAUAAUAUACUAUUUUCUUGUGCACAAUGAAUUGAUGAACUUUCUUCAACUGAAACAUUAAAUUCAGCUGAUUUGUAAUGUAUAUUAAAUAUGUAAAUAACUCUUGUCCUCCAUCGAAGGUCCUUUCAUUGUUUCUAUAAUAACAUCUUUAUGCUUGGGGUUUUCAUUUUAGAAGCUUAAUUUAAGAAUUAAAAAGAUAUAAUACAAUAAACUAUAGUCAUCUUUUAUUAAAAUCAUGAAAAUUCUAUCUUGACAAUUGCCAACAAAUGCAUGUACAGUUUAGUAUUAUUUCUCAGUAUAUUUUAAUGUGAUAACAAAGCAUACUGUGUUGUUAUAAUAAUAAUUGAAAUUACAGUAUGCUUGUAACAAAUGAUUAUUAUUAAUAUUAUGUUUACAUAGCAUUACUGUUAUAAGUUAGAUUGAAGAUGUGAUAUGCUUAUUACAAAUUUUAUUAUUAAUAAUAUGUCACAUAGCAUUACAGUUAUUAUUUAGAUUAAAGAUGUGAUAUGUUCAUUACUGUUGUUAUAAUUGUAAUUGAGGAUGCAGUAAGCUUAUAGCAAACAGUUAUUAUUAAUGAUUAUGUUUAUAGAACAUUGAAUAUUUUUAGAAAAUUUACUAUACAAAGAAAUUAUGCUGUUAUUGAUAAUUUCAAUAUAUUAUAUUAUACAAUCAUGUAUGUGAUCAUUUAAAAUAUGACAUAUUUCAAAAAUAUUACAUUAUUAGGUUGACCCUGAUAUUUUAUUUAAUAGAAUAUCUAUUUUAAAGAGGAUUAAAUGUAUAUUAUUAACUGAUUCUGUCAACUUGAUCGAAUUUAAACUUUCAGAAAAUGCUGAAUAUUAAUUGUUUUCUUAUGUGCUACCAAAUAUAUUUUGACUCAUGGUAUCUAAGGGUUGCUUUUGGUACAUAUAAACAGGGAGAUUUUUGUCUUUCGAUUUCUAUCUUAAAUAUUGUCAAUAUCUCUGAUGCUAAAAAAAUGAUGAAAAAGAUGGAAUUUUUACUUGAAAAAUAAUUUUUUCAUUCUAUUUUCUAUUGUGGAAUUCCAGUAUACCGGUAAUUCAGUUUUAAGUAUUUAAGGCCAUUGUCUGCAUUACAAAAGUAUGAAUGAAUGUUUUUUGCAUUCUAUUUUCUUUUGAGAAAUUGUGCCAGUAUAACUCAGUUUUAAGUAUUUAGAGCUGUUUUCUGCAUUUAUAGUACGCCAUAUUUUGUUAUGCAAACUGUUGUAAACCACUUUAUAUUGCUUAUUUGUUAUUUUUUGGUUUUAAUAUUUUUGUUUUGAUUAGUCAGAAAGAUAUAAAACUGGUAGAUACAUUUACAAGAUAUUGAACUCAAUGCACUGAUUAAUAAUAAUUAAAAUGAUUUAUGUUUUUUAAGUCAGGAUUUAGAUAAUUUUUAAUAAUGUUAUUUGUGAUAAUAUACAAGUUAUUAUUGCACAGUCUUUCUAACUACAUAUGAAUUAAUGUAAAAUUAUGUUGAAUAAACAAGAUGAAUGUUAUCAGCUUAAGCAUUCUAUUUACAAA
Messenger RNA from Patella vulgata (common limpet), 6377 nucleotides. Its product is annotated as pyruvate carboxylase, mitochondrial. Gene Ontology annotation, biological process: gluconeogenesis; pyruvate metabolic process. The transcript is spliced from 22 exons. The record is from RefSeq and is a predicted model, not a curated record. Gene Ontology annotation, molecular function: metal ion binding; pyruvate carboxylase activity; ATP binding. NCBI's taxonomy places the organism in Eukaryota, Metazoa, Mollusca, Gastropoda, Patellidae. Bases 342 to 3953 code for a protein of 1203 amino acids. Gene Ontology annotation, cellular component: cytoplasm.